Pterocles gutturalis (yellow-throated sandgrouse) is the source of this 714-nucleotide messenger RNA. RefSeq names its product DNA polymerase subunit gamma-1-like. Gene Ontology annotation, biological process: mitochondrial DNA replication. Gene Ontology annotation, molecular function: 3'-5' exonuclease activity; DNA-directed DNA polymerase activity; DNA binding. Lineage: Eukaryota; Metazoa; Chordata; Aves; Pterocliformes; Pteroclidae. The record is from RefSeq and is a predicted model, not a curated record. The transcript is spliced from 5 exons. The annotation marks the transcript as partial. Gene Ontology annotation, cellular component: gamma DNA polymerase complex; mitochondrion.
UCUGAGGAGGGGGAGUGGCUGGUGAGGGAGCUGGACCUGGCUGUGGACAGGGCGGAGGAUGGAUCGGUGUCAAUGCAGUAUGCCCACCGGCUGCAGAGACAAGCCACCAAAAGGUCCCGGAGGAGGAAGAAGUGGGACGUGGUGGAGCACAGAGUGUGGGCUGGAGGCACCGAGUCCGAGAUGUUCAACAAGCUGGAGAGCAUCGCCUUAUCCCCCUCCCCGCAGACCCCGGUGCUGGGCUGUCACAUCAGCAGGGCCCUGGAGCCCGCCGUGGCCAAGGGAGAGUUUCUGACCAGCAGAGUGAACUGGGUGGUGCAGAGCUCGGCUGUCGACUACCUGCAUCUCAUGCUGGUGGCCAUGAAGUGGCUCUUCGAGGAGUUUGACAUCAACGGGCGCUUCUGCAUCAGCAUCCAUGACGAAGUGCGCUACCUGGUCCAGGAGCAGGAUCGCUACCGGGCAGCGCUGGCCCUGCAGAUCACCAACCUCCUCACACGGUGCAUGUUUGCCUACAAACUGGGGCUCCAGGAUCUGCCCCAGUCAGUGGCUUUCUUCAGUGCAGUGGAUGUUGACCAGUGCUUAAGGAAAGAGGUGACCAUGAACUGUGUGACACCAUCAAAUCCAAGUGGGAUGGAGAAGUAUGGCAUCCCCCAAGGAGAAGCACUGGAUAUCUAUCAGCUAAUUGAAAUAACCAAAGGUUCACUCGAGAAGAAGUGA